AUGGCCAUGGUAAAUUACACAACUACCAGGUAUUUUGUUCUGGAAGGUGUUUCCAGUGACCCACAGCUCCAGCUUUUCCUUUUUGUGAUAUUUCUACUUAUAUACCUACUAACUGUGGUGGGGAAUGGGGCUAUCAUGGUGGUGACAAGAGCUGAUCCUCACCUUCACACACCUAUGUAUUUUUUCCUAUUCCAUUUAUCCUUUCUUGACAUAUGCUAUUCUUCAGUCACUGUCCCAAAGAUGUUGCAGAAUUUAUUGGCGGGGAAAAAAAACAUUUCUCUCCCUGGCUGCAUUGCCCAGAUGACCUUAAUUCUUCUCAUGGCUUGUACAGAAGUUUUCAUGCUAUCAGCAAUGGCCUAUGAUCGAUAUGCUGCCAUCUGUAAACCACUGUAUUAUGUGAGGAUCAUGAAUAAGCAAGUCUGUAUGAGACUAGUGGGUGGUGCAUGGCUGAUCAGCAUCUUGCAUUCAUUGACAAACACUGCUCUUGUAUUACAAUUACAUUUCUGUGGGCACAAAGAACUCAACAACUUCAGUUGUGAACUCCCAUCUCUGCUAGAAGCAUCCUGUGCAGGGACAUUCAUCAGUAAGAUGACGUUUCUCACUUCAGCUAUGAUUGUAAGCUCAACCUCCUUCUCCAUUACCCUGGUCUCUUACAUCUGCAUCAUCUCCAGUAUCCUGAGGAUACGGUCUGGUGAGGGUAGGGGUAAAGCCUUCUCUACUUGCAGCUCCCACCUCACUGUUGUUCUUUUGUGUUAUGGGGCUGCUUUUGCCAGAUAUCUGAGACCCAAUUCGGCCUCUUCAGUGGUUCUUGACAGGCUGUUCUCUGUUGAGUACAGUAUAUUAACUCCUAUGUUAAAUCCUAUCAUCUACAGCCUGAGAAACAAGGAUGUAAAGGCAGCUCUGGGGAAAUUACUGGGGAAAAUGAAAGGCAUAUGA
Alligator mississippiensis (American alligator) is the source of this 936-nucleotide messenger RNA. RefSeq names its product olfactory receptor 5V1-like. The transcript has a single exon. Gene Ontology annotation, molecular function: olfactory receptor activity; G protein-coupled receptor activity. Gene Ontology annotation, biological process: G protein-coupled receptor signaling pathway. Bases 1 to 936 code for a protein of 311 amino acids. The record is from RefSeq and is a predicted model, not a curated record. Lineage: Eukaryota; Metazoa; Chordata; Crocodylia; Alligatoridae. Gene Ontology annotation, cellular component: membrane.